Messenger RNA from Salarias fasciatus (jewelled blenny), 4825 nucleotides. Its product is annotated as neuroligin-2-like. Gene Ontology annotation, cellular component: membrane. NCBI's taxonomy places the organism in Eukaryota, Metazoa, Chordata, Actinopteri, Blenniiformes, Blenniidae. Gene Ontology annotation, molecular function: neurexin family protein binding. The transcript has 9 exons. The record is from RefSeq and is a predicted model, not a curated record. The coding region runs from base 1027 to 3657 and encodes 876 amino acids.
AUCAUCCGAAUAUUUACAGCAUGUAAUGUUGCUGCUGUUCUCAAACCAUGAAGGCUAAACGGAAGAUUCUCCAGCUCAGAGCCUCAGACAUUCAUUGAAACCAGGAGAGAGAGAGAGGGAGCAGAAAGAGAGAGAGAGAGAGAGGGAGAGAGUCCACGCAAGCGCGCAAAGAAGAGAUUGGACACCUGAUUUCGUGGGGUGUCUUUACAGACGCUAUUUCACAUUUUAGUCCCGUGUUUUCUUUGAAAAAAAAGACUGUCUGUGCAGCGGGGGCAGACACCGUGGAUUACCGUCAGCAUGGGCAAACGGGGAAAAGAGGACAGAUCGCCGCGUUGACUUCUGAAGCAACGCGCACAGUCCUGACGCUAUAGCGUUACGCAUUUAUUUUACUGUGAGUGCUUCUUCGCCCCCCCACCUCUCCGUCUCUCCAUCCCCCUGUUUGAACCGUACCGCAUCUCAGCCUCAUAAAAGUCAAAUAUCUGAGGAUAAGGAAACAGAGCAGGGGUGUUGUCAGAGAGGGAUGAGAGGAGGAGGAGGAGGGAGGCAGUAUGAGGUGUGCUUUUUUUGGAAAAGCCGGAGAAAGACGGACACCGAGAAGGUGUACUGAUGUGCGCGAGCCUGCGACGCGUUGCCCUCCUGAGAAAUAAUUGCGAUCCGGGAAGAAAUGGCCUAGUUAAAAAAAAAAAAAAAAAGAUUAUCCGGCACGCCGACAGAGGAUAGAAGAGAAGAAUCGUGUUUGGAUGGACGGCCGUCACCAUCGUCAUCAUCUUAAUUCCGGUGCUCGCAUCGCGUCUUUUUAGGUUUAAUUGGCGUCCCAACUGCAGCUUUGGACCCAUUAGGAGUUCCUAAAAGGAAGACGGAUGAGACCAGAGAGUCACUCUGAGAAUGCGACCCGUCCCACAGCCUCACCAUGUCAGCCUAGGAGCUCUGUUAACCCGUCCCCUUCCUCCACUCCUUGUUUCGCCUUCCUAUGACCCGCUGAGUUUGUGAUCCCCCUCCUCUGCUCCCAGCUUAAGUCCCAGUGAUAUGAGUACAAGAGCUUUUCUUUUGGACAUGUUGUUUUUUCCGUUUCAUGCCGCCAGCCACCACGGCUACGGUGGCAAGCGUCAUUGCACUUCUCAGCAGGUCGCCAAUCACUGUCUGGUGUGGCUUUGGGGACUCGUGCUGCACUUGACCCUUUCCUCAUGUCAGCGAGUUGACCUGAAAUACCCCAUCGUGUCCACCAGUUACGGAAAGGUCCGCGGGAUCAGGAAGGAGCUCAACAACGAGAUCCUGGGCCCGGUGGAGCAGUAUUUAGGCGUGCCAUAUGCCACAGCACCUGUCGGCGAGCGACGCUUCCAGCCCCCCGAAGCCCCGGGCUCCUGGCAGGAGAUCCGCAACGCCACCCAAUUUGCCCCCGUGUGCCCUCAGAACGUGCACGGGGUUUUGCCCGAGAUCAUGCUCCCGGUGUGGUUCACAGACAACCUGGACGCCGCAGCGACGUACGUCCAGAACCAGAGCGAGGACUGCCUUUACCUCAACAUUUACGUGCCCACUGAAGACGGUCCGCUCACUAAAAAACAAGACGAGUCUACAAUGAACAGACCCAGGGAUGAAGAUAUUCGGGAUCGUCGCAAGAAGCCGGUGAUGCUGUUCAUCCACGGGGGCUCCUACAUGGAGGGCUCAGGGAACAUGUUCGACGGCAGCGUCCUCGCCGCCUAUGGAAGCGUGAUCGUGGUCACCAUGAACUAUCGCCUCGGCGUGCUCGGCUUUCUGAGCACCGGGGACCAGUCUGCGAAGGGGAACUAUGGCUUGUUGGACCAGAUCCAGGCUCUGCGCUGGCUCAAUGAAAACAUUGGCCACUUUGGAGGAGACCCAGAGAGAAUCACCAUCUUUGGCUCGGGAGCCGGUGCUGCCUGUGUGAACCUCCUCAUCCUCUCCCACCACUCUGAGGGCCUGUUCCAGAGGGCCAUCGCUCAGAGUGGCUCGGCAAUCUCCAGCUGGUCGGUCAACUACCGGCCGCUGAUGUACACCAAGAUCCUGGCCAAGAAGGUGGGCUGCACGCUGGGGGACAUGGCGGAGCUGGUGGACUGCCUGCGGAGGAAGAGUUUCCGGGAGCUGGUGGACCAAGACAUCCAGCCUGCUCGCUACCACAUCGCCUUCGGGCCCGUGGUGGACGGGGACGUGGUGCCGGACCACCCCGAGAUCCUCAUGCAGCAGGGGGAGUUCCUCAACUACGACAUAUUGCUGGGUGUCAACCAGGGAGAGGGGCUGAAGUUUGUGGAUGACAGUGAAGGAGAGGACGGAAUAUCCGCCGCCUCAUUUGACUACACGAUCUCCAACUUUGUGGACAAUCUGUACGGAUACCCAGAAGGUAAAAAUAUCCUGAGGGAAACCAUAAAAUUCAUGUACACGGACUGGGCUGACAGGGACAACAGUGACAUGCGUAGGAAGACCCUCCUGGCUCUGUUCACGGACCAUCAGUGGGUGGCCCCGGCUGUCGCCACUGCCAAGCUGCAGGCCGAGUUCCAGUCGCCUGUCUACUUCUAUACCUUCCACCACCACUGUCAGACCGAGGCCAGGCCGGACUGGGCCGACGCCGCCCACGGAGACGAGAUCCCCUAUGUGUUCGGGAUUCCCAUGGUGGGAGCCACCGACCUCUUCCCCUGCAACUUCUCCAAGAACGACGUCAUGCUCAGCGCUGUGGUCAUGACGUACUGGACCAACUUUGCCAAGACAGGGGAUCCAAACCUACCAGUUCCUCAGGACACCACCUUCAUCCACACUAAGCCUAACCGGUUUGAGGAGGUCAUCUGGACCAAAUUCAGCUCCAAAGACAAGCAGUACUUGCAUAUCGGUCUGAAGCCCCGAGUCCGAGACAACUACCGUGCCAACAAGGUGGCCUUUUGGCUGGAGCUCGUGCCACAUCUCCACAACCUCCACGAGAUACUCGUCAACCCCAUCACCACCCGAAUGCCGCCGGGAGGCACCAUCCACAAGAAGCCGCGCCCGACUCCCGGCACCCUGUCCACACGACACCCCAUAAUGUCCACCUAUCCGCCGGAUCCCGAGCCGGACGGUUCGGAUCGGCCCCCGUACACUCCUCCGUUCCCCGACGAGACGAGGGACUACUCCACCGAGCUGAGCGUGACGGUGGCCGUGGGCGCCUCUCUCCUGUUCCUCAACGUGCUGGCCUUCGCCGCACUUUACUACAAACGGGAUAAACGUCACGAACUCAUGCAGAGACGCCACCGCCGGCUCUCCCCGCAGCGCGGCACGACAAUGGGCAUGGGCGUCGGCAUGGGCGUCAUCGGCGCCCCGCCGCACAACGAUUUGGCGCUGACUCAGGAGGAGGAGCUGAUGUCUCUGCAGAUGAAGCAGCAGAGGGUGGAGCUGGAGCACGGGACGCCGCUCCCCUCGCGCGGCGUCCACGGAGACCUGGAGCCGCUGCGGCCCCCCGUGUGCCCGCCCGACUACACGCUGGCCCUGCGGAGGGCGCCGGAGGAUGUGCCACUGAUGACAGCCAACACCAUCACCAUGAUCCCCAGCACCAUCAGCAGCAUGCAGCCCCUCCACCCUUUCAACACUUACCCUCCCGUCCCGGCGCCGUCCACCACACCCGUCCCCAGCCACAGCAACAAUGCCCUGCCACACCAACACUCCACCACCCGUGUAUAGGACCAGGCACAAGCUCUGCUACCCCACUCUGGGCUUUCAGAGAUGCACCACACAAACUGCUCCAUACAAACUCCACUCUUUAAACCUUCUAUACUUUACGAUGUUUUUUUUUGUUUUGUUUUGUUUUGUCUUUUCUCAUUAAGCCCUCAAUUAAAGCUGCAGUUUGUAAGACGUGAAGCGGUGGAAUACCUCUAAACUGUAAUCAUAACUCGAGAAGGACUGGGAUUAAUGAGCUCCAUUGCUAAAAAGCCUGUCAUCCUAGAAACACACUGCUUAUUUUAUCAAAUGUCUUUUGGGUGUUUGGUUCUUGGGAGAGCAGCCACACAUGCAGCUUUAAGCCCGGAGCUCUUUCAGAAGCUGAUCGCAAUCAGUCAGACAUCUAAUGUGCAGCUUGGUUGUUUUGCGCAUGUGUUGUCGUGUCAGUGCAAAACUAUGUUUAACAUAGAGUACAAACAUUCACUUUCAUUCAUUUAGUAGAAGAAGAAAAAAAAAAGGAGAAUACAGAAGUGAACAGCUUUGUGUGUGGCAACAUAUGUCCCGACAAGCUGUCUGUCGUAAAGCGCUGAUUUUGUCAAACUUACAAAUUGCAGCUUUAAAGGCCCAAUCUGGAAGGGAAAUUUGGCACCCUGUGAUGAGCACUAUGUCCCAACAGCUGUCUCUGCAUUGUGGCUUUGGAGAUUAUUGUUUACUGUGAAAUGUAUUGACAGGGCUAGGAGCACAAGGAUGAGCGCUAGUUGACAGCGGCGCAUGAUUUCUUUUCAUUCUGCGACUUCAUCUCUUCUAUCCGCAAAAUGUACGUGUCUGUUAGUUUUGGUUACGACGCCACCGAACAUUCUGCUUCAAAAGAGGAAAAUAAAGUAUUUGUGAUGCGCCGGUGCCGAUUUCAAAACUUUUCCAGAUUGGGGCUUCAACUGUCGGGCGGGUACAGGAGAAAUAAUCGAAUCCUACACAGUCUGUAGGAUGCAACCUGGAAUCCAGGCUGCCCAUUACAACUCGCUGCAUCUCCGCCUCACACACUCACUAAUCACGUCCAUUACUUUAUUUGUCUCCCGCUCAUUAUCUCUCUGUCUGGAUUCCCACCUCAGCUCAUUUACCCGCUUCCCGUUUUCCGCUGCCUCGCGCUCUUUUCUCGCUCCACAUCUGCCCUUGUAGCUCUUUUUAUUAAAAC